Molecule: messenger RNA, 5999 nt
Organism: Sceloporus undulatus (fence lizard)
Lineage: Eukaryota; Metazoa; Chordata; Lepidosauria; Squamata; Phrynosomatidae
Gene: DMWD
Product: DM1 locus, WD repeat containing
Exons: 4
Coding region: 34-2019 (661 amino acids)
Molecular function (GO): protein binding
Source: RefSeq, a predicted model, not a curated record
GUCUCCACUUCCGGUGGAGGCGGCGGUGGGAAGAUGGCGGCGGCGGUGGCCCCAGAGGGAGGUCCGUCCCCGCCGCCGCCGCCUCCUCAGCCGCCUCCGCCGCAGCCUCCGCCGCCGCCGCACGAGAUCAAGAGCCAGUUCCGGACCCGGGAGGGCGCUUACCGGCUCCUGGGGGCUCCGGAGCCCCGCUCCAGGCCUGCCUCCGCUGCCGCCAACGUCCCCGGAGCCUCCUCGGCCGCCGCCUCCGCCAACGCCCCUCCGCCUGCUGCCUCCGCCGCCGCCGCCUCCUCCUCCGGCUCCUCGGCUUCCGGCCCGGCGCCCCCCGUCCCCUCGCUGCCCCCGGUGCGGCUCUCCUUGGUGCGGCUCCACUCCGCUUCCUCCGGAACAGAGCCCUGCGGUGGCGGCGGAGGAGGAGGCGGCGAUGGCGAGGCCGGGUCCCUGUCCGCCGAGAGGAGCCGCGUCUGCUUCAACCUCGGAAGGGAGCUCUACUUCUACUCCGGAGCCGGAGGAGCCCCAGGGAGGGGGCGACGGUCCAUUGACCUGAAGAAGCCCAUCGACAAGCGGAUCUACAAGGGGACGCAGCCUACGUGCCACGACUUCAACCAGUUCACAGCUGCGUCGGAAACCAUCUCGCUGCUGGUCGGCUUCUCAGCUGGGCAGGUGCAGUAUCUGGAUCUCAUCAAGAAAGAUACCACUAAGCUUUUCAAUGAAGAGCGGCUGAUUGACAAGACGAAAGUCACAUUUGUGAAAUGGAUCCCUGAGACAGAGAGCCUUUUCCUGGCUUCUCACGCCAGCGGCCACCUCUACCUGUACAACGUGGAGCACCCUUGUGGCUCAGCCUCGCCACAGUACACCCUCCUCAAGCAAGGCGAGGGCUUCACCGUCUACGCUUGCAAGAGCAAGAAUGCCCGGAACCCACUGCUGAAGUGGGCAGUCGGUGAAGGAGCUCUGAACGAAUUCGCCUUCUCCCCUGAUGGCCGCUACCUGGCUUGUGUCAGCCAAGAUGGCUGUCUCCGCGUCUUCCAUUUUGACUCCAUGCUCCUGCAGGGGAUGAUGAAGAGCUACUUUGGGGGCCUGCUGUGCGUCUGUUGGAGCCCUGAUGGGCGCUACAUCGUGACGGGCGGUGAGGAUGACCUGGUGACGGUCUGGUCUUUUGCUGAGGGCCGAGUCAUUGCCAGAGGUCACGGCCACAAGUCAUGGGUCAACGCGGUGGCUUUUGACCCUUUCACCACUAGCACAGAAGAUGACGAGAGCGGGGAGUUCAGUGGAAGUGACGAGGACAUCCAGGAUUCAACCAAUUUUGGCCGGGUGAGGACGAGCAGUACCCUCUCCCACCUCUCCAAGCACAGCACCAAAAGUACGCCUUCGGUGACUUACCGCUUUGGCUCUGCCGGACAGGACACACAGUUCUGCCUUUGGGAUCUGACGGAAGAUAUCUUGUACCCUCAUCACCCACUGUCCCGGGCCCGAACACUCACCAACACCUUCAGCACUGGCAUCCCCCCUUCUGGUAGCGGUGGGAGCAACCUGGCUGCUGAAUCCACCAGCGGAGGGCCCCUCCCUCGCUCCCUGUCUCGCUCCAACAGCCUGCCCCACCCGGCUGUCACCAGUGCUGCCAAGAGCCACGUGGCUGACGGGGUGGUGCCCUUCAGCAUUGGCAAGUUUGCCACCCUCACCUUGCAGGAGCGAAAGGAGAAGAAUGCUGAGAAAGAGCACAAGCGCUACCACAGCUUGGGCAACAUCAGCAAGAGCAACGAUAAGCUCAAUGUGGUGCCCAAAAGCAAACUGGACACCGCCAAGGUCUUGGGCACUGCCCUGUGCCCCCGCAUCAACGAAGUGCCCCUCCUUGAGCCCCUCGUUUGCAAGAAGAUUGCCCAUGAGCGGCUAACCGUCUUGCUUUUCCUGGAGGACUGUAUUAUUACCGCUUGCCAGGAGGGCCUCAUCUGCACCUGGGCCAGGCCAGGGAAAGCAACCCUGAACACUCAGAACGGUGGCUCUCCGAGCGGCACGGUAGUAUAACCCAGCACUAGCUCUCAGUCGGCCAGUGUCCAACCAGGUGUCUCUGGCUCCUUGCCCUGCUGAAGCCGUUUGGCCAAGACGGUGAAACGCUCAGACUCUUCGGUAUCUGCUGUAUGUACAGGUUCUUCCCUCCCUCCCUCUCCUGGAAUGAGAGACACUAAUGGAGUUACUUAAUAUAUGGAGACCUAUGUAGCACAGGACCCUUUGCACUUCUCAGCUAUUUAAAAGUAUUAAUUAACGAACCGUAUUUAAAGCUAAGGAUUUUAGCACAGGCCGCUGGAGGGCAGAUUUUGCACAAGGGUGAACUGAGCUGCCCCUUCCUCUCCUCUCUUCUUCUCCCCUGCUUCCCUUGCCCCAAGACUCCCAGACAAGAGAUUCUGAACUGCCUUUGAGCUGCGCUGCUCUGGACUUGACUGGAUCCCUCCUGAUCUUCGGUGGCCCCAGCCCAGCUCCUAGAUGAAAGAAGAAAGAAUCCCUUUUGCACAGUGGAAAUGACCCUGCCCCCCAAAAAGAAACCCUUUUAAAAGAACCCCUGUAAUUUUUGUUUUGUUUUCUUAUUUUUUUAAAGUUCUGUUUUAGUUUUUUGUGUAUUUUUGCACAAGAUAUUCCAGUUUUUCUGCUGAUGAAGAGGACACAGUUGGCACCUCCAUCCAGCAGAGAGUCGCUUCAGUCUUAAGAGCAACCUCUCAGUCCCCCUGCCAGACUCCUUAGUGCAACCAAAUGAUCCCCAAAGAAGCGUUCCUUAGUCUUAGUCUUUGAGAUCCAGCAAGAUCCUGCCCAAGAGCUCCUGCCACUCUUUUGCCAGUGUCGUGUUUCAGUGUUGGGGUCCAGUUUGCUGCUGUCUGCUCUUUCAUCCCUCAUUCUCUGACUCCCCCUGAAAUUCUUCUCUCCAGUUUUUUGAGAUGCUCAGAGGACUUCACUUUGAACUAGCUGAGCUUGCUACUUGAAGACACUUUUGUUUCUCUCCACUCCACCUUCCAGAUCAAUGGAGAUUUCCCACAUACAUUUGCACUGUCACAUCCAUGCAAACUCCACAUAGUCAGUCAUCUAAUGCUAAGGUUGGGCUGGACCAGGAUAAUGAAAUCAACGUGCCAUUAUAGCCAGUCGGAGGCCAGGGUUUCUAGUUCUUGACUGUAGUUUCACCAGUUAAAACUACAGGAGCAACAGCUGACCUCUUUUCUCUCUCUCUUUCUCUUACACACAUAAACGCAAGCAAAAGUAUCCAGGUGCUACUGGAUGGCAUUUUACAAUUAGUGUAGGCUACUGAAGUGGAAUUACCAGUGUGGUGGGGCAGUUCAUCUGCCCAGAUAGAUCUGCCUUUACCAGCUAGAAUGCCUUCCAAAUAUGUUGGACUGUGAAUCCUGUAGCAUAGGACCAUGGCUGGGUACAGUGGUGUUAUAGUCCUACAUGUCUGGAGAGCAUCUGUGUUAGGAAAUAUUGAGGAAAGAAUACCUUAACGUUGCUCAGCUUAGGGACAGUGGCUUUCCUAUCGUGGACACUUUGGGUUGGUAGCUGGAAGUAAAUACUUUGGACCGGACUCUCUCUCUCUCUCUUGGACUUCUCUAACCUGUCACCCUACAAAUGUUUUGGACACCAAGUCAUGGCAACCUUGGCAGAUGCCAGGGAUGGUAGGAUUUAGAAUAUGGCACUAUUGGAGGUGUCACAUGUGCAGAGACUGUUCUAUAAGGGCUCACAGAGCUGAUCUCUGCCAUGCCAUUUGGGCUCUGUGACACAGCAGGUGCAUUUCACUGUCUUCAUAGUUGACUUGUGGUAGAUGGCAUGCUUGGCUUAUCUUUGUUCUGUGAAUGUGUGCCUUUGGGAAUGUGGUACCCCCAAGCUAAGUGAGAUUUUGGCCAGUUCAAGGAUUCUGCUUGUUAGCCUUCAUGAAUGGACUUCCUUAGGAACCAGGUUAUGUGUUAACUCACAUAACAUCUUGCUAACAGCUGCUCUGGAAAUUGGUUCAAGGCAAACAAAAUCAUCUUUUAAAAGAUAUGUAUUUAAUCUAGUGGUUGGCAAUUGAAAAUGUCCAGAAGGAUAAUUUGAUAAUAUAUAGAGUGGAUUGGAUUGGAUCCAGACUUGGGCACUUGUAGAGCCAUUGAACUCAAUAAGGUAACUUAGAAGUGGCUGACUGAAGUCCUAUUGAUUUUUCAGUGGGCCCACUCUAAGCUUGGUUAUCAGCGGAUAAAGAUUAAACAUAGUUUAAGUUUGGGAUGGCUUUGAAUCUGUUUUCACCUCAGCUUUGUUUCUGUGUGACAUUGCAUGGCUUACACAAUUGAUGUUAAUCUCCCGUUGGCUGGAACUGGCAAUCUGUGCGUUAAAAAGAGAGCCUGGGUUACAUCCGCAGGUGCUGAGGGCAUGAGCUGCUUUUUGCUACUUGCUGUAGGUCUUCCCUUCGGGAUUGUGUUUCUGGUAUUAUGGAAUGACUGAAUAUAAGCUUUUGAGGGCCAAAGUAUCUCAAUAAUUUGGCCUGAAAACAGCCAGCCGGUUGCUGAGAAUGCUUGGUUUAGUUUUUGCUUCCCCAGAGAAAUGUCUGUGCUGGAUACAAGGGGUCAGUAGCAAAGUGCAGGAUAGGUGGGCAACGGUGGAAGGCUGCAUUAGCCCCCAGGAGAAUUUGGAGGUCUGCACCCCCACAAAAUCAACUUUUUUGGCCCCCAGACAGCCUUUAUGUAGCAUUGAGGGACACAUUUCCCAUGCUUGGAGAGGGGAGGACAUUCCAUUAGAGGCCUCUUUCCAAAAAAGGCCUUCUCUGGGCCUAAACUUGGCCCCCAUUCCCCCAGAGGACAUUCUGGGGCAUAAAAAUGUUUUGUUUUGUUUUUACUCUUGGCUACCACAAAACAGGCCUGGGGGGCUGCACACAGCUGGCAGGGUGCAGCUUGCCCACCCCUGAUCUGGGAGGACAUAUGUCUUAAGCAAGGGGUUUAGGUGUGUGGUUAGUACUAGGGAGACUUCUGUGUUUCCAUUAUGGUAGGCUGACCUGGAGAAGGAGCAGUUGCAUGAGUUGUAGUACCAAUUUUCCAAACUCUGUUUGAGGCAUGGCUGCACACUGCGGAUUCAGCAGCAGUUGUUUUACUCCAGCAGCGGCUGAAGGGAACAUUUGAAGAAACCAGGAAUGGCUGAACUGGUCCAUUAGGUUCUCUGCAAUAGCUGAAAAAGCAUUUGCCUGGGAUGUUGAAUAUGGUCCCAUGGCAGGUCAGUCAGCCUAUUCUCUGUAUAUGCUCAAAAGCACACUCUCAUUGGUUGUCGCUUUGCAUGUUGUGGUGUCGUCUGGCGGGAUCAGCCUGGCUCAAGUGUUCACCACAGGGGUCUUUGCCCUCAUUUAUAUCACCCACCCAUCACUUCCAAAACAAACUCUGGACUAGCAGAGUGGGGGGUCCCUCUCCCUCCCAGCUCACUGUGAACCCCCCUUGGGCUCUCCACAUGCAGAAUUUGACCCUCCUUCUGUCCUCACCCCCCACUCCACCCCAAGAGAGAGAUCCUCUCCCAUCAGAGCAGCUGAAAAUCUCCCAGAGGAGGACUCCGACUCCCAUGGGACUGGCUCCCCUCCCCCAGGAAAAAAAAGCCAUACUGGGGCCAGAACCCCUGCGCACCAUCGAUGUAUGCUUCGUCCCAGCUUGGCAAGAGCAGCAAGAGAGGAGGAGGAGCUGACAUGGCUUUAGGUCUGCUCAGAUCCACCACAAUGGUCACGAGGACCUCGGAGGACACUUCUGGUUUUGCUCUUUACUUUCCCCCUUCUUCUUCCCUCUCCUCCAGAUGCAUGUCACCCUCCCACUCUCUCUGCCCCCCACCCAAAGCCCUGCGGCCUUUGCCUGCCAGCUGGUGUCUGGUGGCUUAGCCCUGCCCCCUGGCGUCCGAGUCCGCAGAAGAACGUGCCCGGAAGCUGCCAACGCUCCCCCUGUGCCUUCGUCACUUUACUACCUGCUCUAAACGUUUGUUACUGUUGUGUGUCUGGGAACAAAAAAAAAAGUGUUUAAAUUAUGGAA